Molecule: messenger RNA, 555 nt
Organism: Adineta ricciae
Lineage: Eukaryota; Metazoa; Rotifera; Eurotatoria; Adinetida; Adinetidae
Source: the annotation of a GenBank genome assembly
AUGGACAACAGUGUCAAAACUGCGCAAUUCCUAUGUAAUGCAAAAUGGAAGUGGGCCUAUAUUGAACAAGGAAUGAAGUGCAGACAGUGUUCUUCGUCAAUAUUUGUUCGUCCAUUAGAUCCAAGGAAUUAUGAAGAUCGUCGAUAUAUUCAAGCUCAUCGACUUCAAGAGCUCAGCGAUGUAGAAGAUGAUGAAAAUCAUAUAGAUCCUAGUAGAGAACAUCGACAGGAUCUAUGCGAAAAAUGUACACGAUUAGGUCGACCGUGUCGCGAAACAGCUGGUCAAAAUGAUAUAUUGGCGAGUACUCGACUUCGUCAACGAAAUGUAUUAUCUGCAAUUCCUACUCAACGGUUCGUAUCAGCAGGGUCAUAUCGACCUUAUGAAUCUUCGAACACGUCGCGUUCAACAUCGUCUAGAACACCUUUGUCGACGUCUGUCGAUGGAUCAGAGUCAUCUGGCGGUGGCGCAAUCGUCUGUCAAGAGUUAAUAUUGGGUCCCAUAAACUGUCGUAUAGUUUAUCCUCUUUUACAAGUUCCCGUUGGUAUAUUAUUUUGA